Molecule: messenger RNA, 3567 nt
Organism: Cyphellophora europaea CBS 101466
Lineage: Eukaryota; Fungi; Ascomycota; Eurotiomycetes; Chaetothyriales; Cyphellophoraceae
Exons: 1
Coding region: 1-3567 (1188 amino acids)
Biological process (GO): intracellular signal transduction; protein phosphorylation
Cellular component (GO): cytoplasm
Molecular function (GO): ATP binding; protein serine/threonine kinase activity
Source: RefSeq, a predicted model, not a curated record
AUGACAGAUCCUGUUGGCAUCACCUGGGCUCCGGAUCUGAGGGAAAAGGAUCAUGAUGUGAACAAAGAACAGGAUGAGACCUCGUUGAGUACACCCGUCGCCAGGCAGCCAUUACGCCAGCAACAGGGCUACUUCGACCUGCCUGCGCCAUCCUCAUCCUCAUGCCGUCCCGCCUCGCCUUCACUGGCACAUUCUCCCGUCCUCUCACACGAUGCGCAGCACCUGGAGAAAUCGGCAUUACGCACCUCUUCAGGUUCACUAAGAGGUCUCGCCGACCGCUCAUCAGAUACACUCCGGCGGGUCUUGUCCGGGCGAUCGUCCAACGGACACUUGCGUGGCCGGCGCACCUCACAUGGCAAAUCCGCGUCCACCUCGGUCCCUCGACCAAGCCCUAAUUCCGAACACCCCGUCUAUCCAGACCAGUCCUUCGCUGCAUUGCAUGCGCAACUUCAUAACGCUAGACCGUACCCACCGCUUAGAACACGCAGUUCGCAUCCGGCGCACAAUCUCCUGUACAACGAUCUGGCCCGGCAUCACCUGCAGGACAAGACGGAACUGCCUAGCGCCGCUACCGCCCACAAUACUCCCCACGCAAGUCCUGGGCUUUUCAAUCUGCCUCGUGCACCCUCGGCUCCACCAGAAGACCAGCUGUACUACCAGUUGCACCAUCUCCAACAGCCGAAAGAGAGCCACACCGUUGAAAUCGACUACGACAUGCUUUCAGGAAACAAGUUUAUCAAUGACUACGAGGUCAUGACCGAGCUUGGUCGCGGCGAGCACGGCAAGGUCAAGCUAGGCCGUCAUCUCAGUCUCAACGCCCUCGUCGCCAUCAAGAUCGUGCCUCGAUAUUCACGUCACCGUCGCCUGGGACGACUAGGCGCGCCCGAGGAUCAAACCAAGAAAGAAGUUGCUGUCCUGAAAAAGGCUCGUCACCGCAACGUGGUCAGUCUGCUUGAGGUCAUUGACGAUCCUAAUAAGAACAAGGUCUAUCUGGUCCUCGAAUACGUGGAGCGAGGCGAAAUCAAAUGGCACAAGAAGGGCGUUGGACAGAUUGUUCGCUUUGCAUAUCUACGCUUUCAAGCAGAGAAAAGAGGCACCACCAUCACCCCCGAGGAAGCCGAGCGACAGGCAUACAGCAUCGAGCAGCUCCGCCAGCGCAUGGAGGCGCUCGAGCGAUCUCGGCGCAAAGGCACCGCUCCCGAGGGUCCUGUCCACUGGAGUAACGAGCAUGGAGGCGACGAUGACGAGUGUUACGAAGAGCCGAUGCCCGACGUUUCUCGAUCAGGCUCCAUUGUCGAGAUCGAGCAACCUGCCAGGGGCUACGCACAUGAUGACUACGUUGGUGAGCCGCUUGCAGGCAGCAUGUUCGGCUCCUAUGUCAACGAUUCUUAUCGGAACCGCGCUUUCAGUCUCGCCGGUAUGAGUGCAAUCUCCAUGGCUUCUCAUGUCUCAUCCGACUUCGAUCUCGAGCUUGAAGAGGAAGAGACUUACGUCCCGGCUCUCACCCUCGACGAAGCCAAGCGAGCCUUUCGAGAUGUGGUGAUUGGUUUGGACUUCUUACACAAUAUCGGCAUCAUUCAUCGAGACAUCAAGCCAGCCAACCUGCUACUGGCGAAAGAUGGCACGGUCAAGAUUUCUGAUUUCGGUGUGUCCUACUUGGGCCGUCCUACAUCGGGCGAAGAUGAACUCACCGCCAAGGAUGUGUCGAUGCUUGACAACGAGCGAGAGCUUGCUCGUUCCGUCGGCACUCCCGCAUUCUGGGCUCCAGAAGUCUGCUACACCGAGGACCAUGCCGUCCAGGACAUCUUCGGGGGCGUUACGCCCAAAGUCACCGGUGCACUCGAUCUGUGGGCGCUUGGAAUCACGCUCUACUGCAUGGUCUACGCACGUUUGCCCUUCAUGGCUGGAGACGGCGAGGAUGCCGGCCUAACGCACAACAUCUGUUAUGAACAGGUCUUCUGUCCGAGACAACGCCUCGUUCCUGUUGACACGUCGACCGAAAAGUUUACCCUCGUCGGCCCGCCCUCCAUGAAUAGUAACAAGCGACUCGACUACGAACUCAAAUUCGAGCCAGUGCCCGAUCCGGUCCGCGAUCUCAUCUCCAAGCUUCUGACCAAGGAUCCAGCCCGGCGUAUGACCAUUGCAGAAGCUAAGCAGCAUCCUUGGGUGGUUGAGAAUCUGGCCGACCCGUCUUCAUGGAUGGUCUCCGGCAUUGAUCCCGACAAGAAAACCCGGAUUGUCAAUCCCGACGAGAGAGAAGUCUCCCAUGCAGUCGGGAAGCGAACCAUCAUGGAGAGAACACUCCAGGGCUUCAACCGGAUAGCUGCCGUUGCAAACACCAUGUUGGGCCGCAAAGACAGCCGCAAGCGUGCAUCCAGCGCAGCCACAUCUGCAAGCCACUCUAGCGAGUCCGUCAAUUCUCCCACGUCGAAUGCGAGCACAGUCGGCAAAUCGACGAGGGACCAAGAGGCGCGCAGAUCCAGUCUUCGAGGAGACGAGCUAUUGGCGGCUCUCAAAGCGUCGCGCGAGAAUGGCGACCAUCCCCUCGCUCAGAGUCAGACUGCCAGUCCAGACGACUCGGAGAUGGGGUCUAUGGAUGAUGAGAGACGGCCUCGAGCUGCUAAUCGCGGAACCUCGACGCUUUCAAAUGCCGACUCGGUCAGCACUGUCAAGGCGUACCAGCCUGGCUCGACACAUCUACAGCUGCCCUCCAUUCACUCCGAAAACGUUGGCGACUCCCCCGAGACCAACUUGCGCGCUAGAGUCGAGAAUAUAUGGGAAGGCACUACGCGCACGUUUGAACGCCUCGCGAGUCGAACUCGCUGGAGAGCUGAGCGCUCUCCAUCAUCAAGCCGCGCAUCGUCAGAAGCAGAUAUACAUGCAGGCGCUAGUCUUGGGCUGAGCACAGAAUCUGUAAGCGGGUCUAUCGCCACGCCUGAGCAGCUAAUGUCACCCGUUGACUACAAUGUUCAGCCACCUUCGCAGACGCUUUGGGGGGUCGAUCAUGAUGUGUCGAAGGGCAAGGGCUCAGUGCGCGCACCUCAAUCCAGUGACGCCGCCUUUGAGCAUGCGCAGGAGGUCAACCAUCGGCGAUUCAUCCAAGAGCAAGACCUCAAAGCUGAAGCGGAGGCCCAGGCAAACAACGAGCCGGGAUCUUCAACAGCCGAGUGCCCUCCUAGCCCGGACGACUUCACCUACCAAGCGAAGAGGCAGCAAAUCCAGGCUGGACCCUCGGCGAGCACCAUUGCUUCCUCGGGCGGCGACCUUGGCAACAUCAGCCAGAGCAUGUCCAAUCCUAGCUUCGGCAUGACCAGCAGUAAUGCCUCGACUCCGCCCCCCGAGCUUUCCCUUACCGUCGAGAAGGAUCCACCACCGGCUGGCGAGGAGCCCAAUUGGAUGAAAACCGCUGAUACGGUUAUUGAGCACGGCCGACCAUCGAACGUAGCGACCGGAAAAGCGCUCGAAGAGCAGUUUGAUACCGCCGACGACGUCGAUGACGAAGACUACGACAGCGAGGAGGAUGACGGCAUAAUGAUGAUGAGCACUGCUUCGACUCGGAAGCGAUGA